Scomber japonicus (chub mackerel) is the source of this 939-nucleotide messenger RNA. RefSeq names its product signal-regulatory protein beta-2-like. Lineage: Eukaryota; Metazoa; Chordata; Actinopteri; Scombriformes; Scombridae. The record is from RefSeq and is a predicted model, not a curated record. Gene Ontology annotation, biological process: response to bacterium. The transcript is spliced from 5 exons. The coding region runs from base 1 to 939 and encodes 312 amino acids.
AUGAUGGUGUACACUCUAAAUGUUUUCCUGCUCUGCUCUUUGUGUGCUGCACAGGUUAUUAAAAUCACUCAGCCUGUUUCUUUCCAGUCAGUGAAGCCCGGAGACUCAGCUACUAUCCAAUGUCACAUAAAGAGUGACAUGUAUAAAAGAGUGUGGUACAAAUUGACUACAGGGAAGACGCUGCAGCUUGUGACAGCGUUUGAUUCUCACUAUGAGCAUGUUGUUUUUGCUGAUGAAUUUCAACAACGUUAUUCAGUCAAAUUUAACAGCACCAGCAGUCAUCUGGACAUUUCUGCAACAACAUGGAAAGAUGUUGGCACAUACUACUGUGGAGUGAUGAAGUUAAAUGACAUUGAGUUUGGACCAGGAACCUUUCUGAUGCUAAAAGGUGCAAAGAUGAUCAGUGACUCUGUCAUCCAGAAGCCAGAGUCUGAGUCAGUGCAGCCAGGACGCUCUGUGACUCUCAGCUGUUCUGUUCACACUGACCGCUGUGCAGCAGAACACACUCAUGUCCUGUGGCUGAAAAACUCUGACCAUUCUGAUCCAGAGAUGAUUCACUCCUCUGGGAAUAAAAACGACACCUGCCAAAGGACUGAGACUGGCUCUGGAGAAGCUACCUGUGUGUACCACCUUCUUAUGAGGAACCUGAGCUCUGAUGAUGCUGGAACCUACUACUGUGCUGUGACUUCAUGUGGAGAAGUACUGCUGGGAAAAGGGACCAGAAUUAAAAUGAACAGUGGGGCGAGCAUGAACUCUCCAGAGGAUGUCUAUUUCAACGUUUACUCAUUCAUCGUCUUCCUGGGUGUUUUGGUUUACCAAAAUGAAGACACCGAUUAUUUCCCUGCUUCAAAGAAGAACAAGAUCAACAAAUGCAACAGAUUAAGCAGACAGAGCGGUGACAUCUGGAGUGAAUGUAUCUACUUCAGAAUAAAGCAGUAG